Lathyrus sativus (Indian pea) is the source of this 825-nucleotide messenger RNA. The record is from the annotation of a GenBank genome assembly. NCBI's taxonomy places the organism in Eukaryota, Viridiplantae, Streptophyta, Magnoliopsida, Fabales, Fabaceae.
AUGGCAAAUUUGAGACGUAAUAAUGAAAUUGUCUUAGCAACAGCUUCCUCAGGCAUAACUGCUACAUUAUUACCUGGUGGUAGAACUGCACACUCUUGGUUUGAGAUCCCCAUUGAUAUAGAGCCCCUUUCUAUUCGCAAAAUAGUAAAGAAUUAUGACCUUGCAAAACUCAUUAGAAUAACCAAUGCAAUCAUUUGGGAUGAAGCACCCAUGAUAUAUAGAUAUUGUGUAGAAACAUUGGAUCGAUCACUGCAAGACAUCAUGAAUAACAAUGCUCCAUUUGGUGGAAAAAUAAUGAUCUUGGGAGGAGAUUUUCGUCAGGUGCUUCCUGUUAUUGAAAAAGGAAAUAGAGGACAAAUGAUUUCAGCAUGUAUUGUUAGGUCUCGAUCAUGGGCCACCACAAAGGUCCUACAUUUGCGCCAAAAUAUGCGAUCAAUUCAUGACCAAAACUUUGUGCAAUUUCUAAUAAGGAUUGGAAAUGGUAAUGAAUCUACUAAAGAGGAUGACAUGGUCAGGAUGCAUGCUAAAAUUGUAAUACCAUGGGAAGGAGAAAGCAUCAUACAAAAGCUUAUACAACAUACAUUUCCCCAAUUAGAAAACCAUGGAUGGGAUGCUUCAUAUAUGGUGGAGAGAGCGAUACUUACUCCAAAAAGUUGUGAUGUGCAUAUGUUGAAUGACAUGAUUAUUAAUAAAUUUCCUGGAGAUGAACAUAUUUUGCUAUCUUUUGAUGAGGUUGAGGGCGAUACUCAUAAUCUAUAUCAACAGAAAUACUUGCACACAACUGCUCCUAGUGCCUUACCGCCACAAUUGAUAUUUUUUAUUUAA